Molecule: messenger RNA, 2010 nt
Organism: Postia placenta MAD-698-R-SB12
Lineage: Eukaryota; Fungi; Basidiomycota; Agaricomycetes; Polyporales; Adustoporiaceae
Exons: 7
Coding region: 1-2010 (669 amino acids)
Biological process (GO): maturation of SSU-rRNA from tricistronic rRNA transcript (SSU-rRNA, 5.8S rRNA, LSU-rRNA)
Cellular component (GO): Pwp2p-containing subcomplex of 90S preribosome; small-subunit processome
Molecular function (GO): protein binding; snoRNA binding
Source: RefSeq, a predicted model, not a curated record
AUGGAGAGAGUACAGUUCCAGCAGGAGCAGAUGCUCGCAGAGCUGAAGGACCUCGUCCAGAAAGGUCUCUUCACCCAGAAAGAAAUCAAGCAGAUUAUGCAGAAGCGCACUGCGUUCGAGACCGCACUCGUGCGCCGCAUACCCAAGAAGAGCGACUUCCUGCGCUACGCUGCGUACGAGAUGGGCCUCGAAGCCCUCCGCCGCAAACGCGUGGAGCGCCUCAAGCAGGGCCCGCAGCCCCCGUCUGUCUCAGACUUUGCGCUUGUCCGCCGGCAAUUCCACAUUUUUGAGCGCGCAUUGAAGAAGUUCAAGAACGAUGUCGGACUCUGGACACAGUAUAUGCAGGUCGCCAAGCGGGAGGGCGCGCGGACGCUCGUGGGGCGCAUCUCUGCACGCGCGCUGCAGCUACACCCCAACGUUCCUGCGCUCUAUAUUCUCGCGGCUGCUCAUGAACUAGAGCAUUUAUCGCCAUCCUCUGCACGUGCGUUGCUACAGAGAGGCAUCCGGCUCAACGCUGACAGUGUCGAGAUGUGGAGGGAGUACGUGAAGAUGGAGCUUGGAUUUGUGGAAAGCAUGCGCAGGCGGUGGGGUGUGCUCGGAAUAGACGUGGACGAGGGGACGGACAAAGGGAAGGGGAAAGCACGGGAAGCAGACGUAGCCGGAAACGAGCGGACGGCUGCGAAGAUGGGCAACGAGGAGAUUGACAAGAUGGAAGUUGAUGCAAAAGACGAAGGCGAGGACGGCGAGGCAGCCAGGCGAGAGAUCAUGAACGGUGCUAUCGUCAGGUCAGUCAUCUCCAGCGCGGUCAAAGCCCUACCUCAGAUAUCUCUCUUCACAUCUCUACAUGAGCUGCUCGCGACUUAUCCCUGUCCACAGUCCCUCCGUAACGCACUCCUCGAUCACCUUUUUGCUCUGCUGCACUCCACGCUGCCCUUGGACCCCUCGGCUAUCAAGUUGUCUGCAACGAGGGCUCUCACGCCCGGGCUAGACGGCGAGGCUCUGAUCGACGCGCUGAAAUCUGCAAACGAGCAGCUCGCACAUGCGGUCCGAAACCGCGGGGAAGGACAUGCGGGCGAAGCACUCGCCGUCCUGUACGCGGAGUUUGUCCAGGAAUGGUGCAGCAAGGACAUCGACGAGAGCCUGAAAGGGUACCUAAUCACGUCACUGCAACUCCUUGCGCAGCGUGCGUCUCCCGCGCCCUCGCCCGCGCUCCUCGCUGCGACCAUCCGCCUGCUCACGUCACAUCACCAGGCCCUCCGCAUGCACCUCCCACCGUCAGGCAGCACAUCAGAAAAGGUCCUCCGCUUCGCACGGAAGCACACCGCUAAGGAUAGGACCAUCGCGCGUGCGUCGGCGGCGGUAUGGCUUGCGCGCCUCGAUGCAGAGUGGGUGCUCGGCAGCGCGGACGGCGCCCAGAGCGCGUGGGACGAGGCGCGCGGCGCGGUCGAGGGCGAGGGCCUCGAGCACGUGUGGAUGUGGGGAGUCGAUCGGGCGGAAGCGUCCGAUGUUCGCGCGGAAGAGCGGGUGCGCAUUCUCGAGGUGCGUGCGCUGCUGGGAUUUACCUUUAUGCUGGGCUCACGCGUGCGUCUCGCCGGCUUGACGCGAUCACGCGAAUUCGCGGCGAAAUCGACGUCGACGGUGCCGCCGGCCGUCGUGGCGGUGGUGGAUGCGCGCGCGGCGCGCGUGCGCCACAUCGCGCAAGGGUACCUGCCGAGCGCGCGAGUGUGGCAGGGCGUGUUCGCGCAGGAGGCGGCCGCUGCGGAGCAGAUGGCCGCGCGCUCCGCGCCGGAUGCGUUGGAUCGCGUGCUGGCGACGGUGUAUGAGCAGUGGCGGCAGAAGGACGGCGUUGGCGCGACGGUCGAGUGGGCGCGGUGGCUGCUGGCGCACGGGCGUGCGCUGGAGGCGAAGGACGUGGUGCUGCGAGCGGGAAGCUGGCUAGCCAGCGGCGAUGCGAGGGAGGUGGAACGGCGAUGGAAGAUGGUGGUGGAUGCACCAGAAUCUGAAGAGUGA